This is a messenger RNA of Pelobates fuscus (common spadefoot toad), 1576 nucleotides long. RefSeq names its product 5-hydroxytryptamine receptor 1D (gene HTR1D). Gene Ontology annotation, cellular component: plasma membrane. The transcript has a single exon. The record is from RefSeq and is a predicted model, not a curated record. Lineage: Eukaryota; Metazoa; Chordata; Amphibia; Anura; Pelobatidae. Gene Ontology annotation, biological process: adenylate cyclase-activating adrenergic receptor signaling pathway; regulation of locomotion; smooth muscle contraction. Bases 95 to 1210 code for a protein of 371 amino acids. Gene Ontology annotation, molecular function: G protein-coupled serotonin receptor activity; dopamine neurotransmitter receptor activity, coupled via Gs.
UGUGGAAACAUAAAUACGUUUUUAUGUUGUAAUAAAAAUGGAAACAUUAUAUCCAGGUUUGAUAUAAUGUAUUUAUCAGAAUAGCUUAUAUAAAAUGAAUUAUUAUAAUGGAUCUAUGGGACCAUCAUUCGAUCACUUAUUAAAUUCUUCAGACACUAAUACAGAAUGGGAAGCAUCAACAUUACUUGGACUUAAGAUCGCACUUGCUGUUCUUUUAUCUCUCAUAACUUUGGCAACACUUCUCUCAAAUGUGUUUGUUAUCAUAACAAUAUUUAAGAGUCGUAAACUACACACCCCUGCCAACUAUUUAAUUGGUUCUCUGGCAUUCACAGAUUUGUUGGUGUCCAUCUUGGUAAUGCCCAUAAGUAUUGUCUACACUGUCACACACACUUGGACUUUUGGGCAAAUUAUUUGUGACAUUUGGUUGUUAUCGGAUAUCACAUGCUGUACAGCUUCAAUACUCCAUCUAUGUGUCAUAGCUUUGGACAGGUACUGGGCUAUUACAGAUGCUCUAGAAUAUACUAAACACCGCACAGCUGGGAGAGCAGCACUCAUGAUUUCUGUCGUUUGGAUUAUUUCGAUUUGUAUCUCCAUCCCACCACUGUUUUGGAGACAAGCCAAAGCUCACGAAGAACUUACAGAUUGUUCUGUUAACACAGAUCAAAUCUCUUACACUAUAUAUUCUACCUGUGGAGCAUUCUAUAUACCAACCGUAUUACUUAUCAUUUUAUAUGGGAGAAUUUAUAUUGCAGCUCGAACAAGAAUUCUCAAGCCGCCAUCCAUUUAUGGAAAGAGAUUUACAACUGCUCAGCUAAUAACAGGAUCGACAGGUUCUUCAUUCUGCUCUGUGAACACAAAUGCACAUAUGGGAAAUUCAGAUGGAACUCCAGUCUGUAUAAACCACAUCAAGAUCAGGCUUGCAGGAAGCAUUAUAGAAAGAAAGCGAUUGUCUGUUGCAAGAGAGAGAAAGGCCACCAAAACCCUCGGUAUAAUUCUUGGCGCCUUUAUCGUUUGCUGGUUACCUUUCUUUGUGGUAUCUCUGGUCUUGCCAAUUUGUAGUGAUGCAUGUUGGUUCAAUCCUAUACUAUUUGACUUUUUCACUUGGUUGGGAUAUUUAAAUUCACUUAUCAACCCUGUGAUUUACACAGUAUUUAAUGAGGAUUUCAAAAAAGCAUUUCAAAAGCUUAUACGACUCAAAUCUAUCUCCUAAAAAUUGAUGGCCAUUAUUUUGUGACUGGAAUCUAUAAGAUAAACUAUUGCUUCCAUGAAACAUUUGCUGGUGACUCCAUUAUAUGGAAUUAAUUCUAAAUGUGAACAUAAAGUAUUUCUCUCACAAAAUGCAGAGAGUACAUAUACAUAUUGUGGACAUUUUAUUUGAGACUUGGAUCAAGCCAUUCAACUGAUAUUAAAAGAAUGUUGCAAUGAUAAGUAUAUGUAUGUUAAUGAAAAAAAGAAUCAACAUUUGAAUGUAUAUCGUAUUUGUACAUGUAGCCCUGUUUAUCCAGAGUAAGGUAGAGAAUUAUCAAGUAUUUGAUAACUUUAAAAGAGAUUAGGAUGAAUAUAUAUUUUGAAUUGG